AUGGCUGUAGGACCACACGAUGUACCUGCAUGUGAAAAGAAGAAUACUAUUGUCCGACGGUUUUUCGUUACCGUGGAAGAAAUACCCCAUUGGCAGAGCUCGGCUCAAGCUCGGGAUCAUGAGGUGACGUUCAAUCGCACGCACGCACUGUGUGCUACCAAAACCGGUAAAUCUUAUCAGAUCGAUCAGACAGCAUACAAAACAGGGCCCGUGGUUGGCUGGUUGCACGCUAGCGCCGGUCCCUCGCAAACCCCCACCACCUCCACCAAGCGAAACUACGUAUUUGUCUGCUCGUUGCAAGAUUUCCGUUUCGAACCUCCCACCCAUCUCUCCUCAAAAAUCAUACAAACCAGCACAAUGGCAACCUCCCUCCGCCUCUUGCGGGCGCCCGCUGCUAACCUCCGUGUCGCUGCUCCCCGUCUCAGCGGCGCAAGGGCCUUCGCUACGUCGCAAAUUCUCCGCCAGGCAACCGUCGCGGUGCCGACAAAGAGGCCAGUCGGUGCAUUCAGAGGAGGGCUCCUUGGUUUCCUCCUUGGAUCGUCUGUCUCCGGAGUUGCGGCUUACUUUUACCUCCUCGAGGAAUACAAGGUCUCCAAUGAGCUCUUGACGGAAGAUAUCGAUGCCCUGAGAUCAUCAAUUCAACGGAUCGAAGUCUACGUCCGCAGCCUAGAGGAGAAGAUCGAGGUCCAGGAGGCGAAGUCAAAGAAGAAAUAA
Messenger RNA from Morchella importuna, 714 nucleotides. RefSeq lists its product as uncharacterized. The record is from RefSeq and is a predicted model, not a curated record. NCBI's taxonomy places the organism in Eukaryota, Fungi, Ascomycota, Pezizomycetes, Pezizales, Morchellaceae. The transcript has 7 exons. Bases 1 to 714 code for a protein of 237 amino acids.